Molecule: messenger RNA, 3099 nt
Organism: Trichoplusia ni (cabbage looper)
Lineage: Eukaryota; Metazoa; Arthropoda; Insecta; Lepidoptera; Noctuidae
Product: putative nuclease HARBI1
Exons: 2
Coding region: 1639-2736 (365 amino acids)
Source: RefSeq, a predicted model, not a curated record
UUACAAACUAUUCGUAGUUAGAAUUGGUUUUUUUAACCUUUUGUGAAAUUCGCUUUCAUCGGGACAAUUUUGCACGUGAGCAAAACUAUUAAUCAUUUAUUUAUUAACAUGAUAUCAGGAAAUAAUCUAGGUUUUGAGAAUCCAGGAGCUUAACAGUUAUACUUAACGGUUGUAACCAAAAUUAAUAAAAUAUUCAUGUCAUCAACACAUCCAUUCAAAUCAAACAACUUACACGAUCCUAAUUUAAGACAUCUAUUUCUGGAAGAUCACAGGCUCAAAUUAGUCAAAGAUCUUAACUGGGAACAUACUUUAGACCAUAAAACACCAGAAUCAGUGUCCCAUAGCGAUGUCGACUGUUAUCCAAUUAAUUAUGCAUCAAGGUUGGUGAAGAAUGUUGGAAGCGAGCCACAGAGUCAUUAGGACUUGGCUUUAAGCUUUGCUUUCACAUUCCCGUAAAGGAAAAUCAGAUUUAUUGGUUGAGAUCAUUGUAAUUAUAGAUGGAUUGUUAUAGAAUAGUUUUUGUUGAAGUGGUGAAGGGGUAUUUGGGAGAAACUGGGUGCGCUUUUUUAUCGCGUUAGAUUGAAUGCCUUGACAAUCAGAUGGUUUUUUUUUAUUAUGUUCCUUUUAGCCUAGGUGAAGACUAUUUUAGUGGGGAAACAUUAUUUUUUUGCAAUAAAUCAUUUUUCGUUUUUAACUAUCUAGUAUCAAGUUUCUUUGGAAACCAAUUACCGAUUACAUACAACGAAAAAUCCUCUCUCGAGGUCAUUAAUGCUCAUGGGUCAUUUAAAGCCUUUAAGUUCGGCUAGUUUCAUAUUUAUUCAAAAAGUUUGAAUGGCAUGCAAGCGUCGAGAGUAUCUACCCAGUAAACAAACGAAAGUUUCUGUCUCACUUUCUUAAGUAAACCAACUCCAAGAACUUCCAAAAAAAUCAGAAAUCGGUUGCACAAACUGCGGUUAAAACAAUAAACUAUCGCAAUAUGUUAAAUAUGGGGCAAUGCACCAUUGUUAAUAGCUUUUAUGGUAUAUACCUGGUCGUAUAUGGAUGUGUCGAAAACAGAACAAUACGGUGAAACUAACUGGAAUUAUAUUUAGGUGGAUGUAGAGAUUAGUGCGUAUUAGUAACAAUUCUUACUCUACAUAUUACAAGGGUUCUACUAAGCUAAUAAUUUCCUUUUUGUUUUAAAGAGACAUCGCUCUACACCAUGUAGUGCCAUCUCUGUUCCAAGCAUACAACAAGUCUUUGCUUGAAGAAACCAUUUCUGAAAGGCACGUUGGAAACAAAUUGUAAUUUCUAUAUAUUUGAGAAUUUCUUAUAAACUUUAUCGGUUUUAGAAGUAUCGUUGGCUAGAUGGCUUGUACUUUUGACGUACUCACAAAAAAAAGAUGUUAUUACAAUUCAAACAGCCUUCAGACUUAGUAAGACUACUAAGGCCCGGUUUCACCAACAUAGUAUAAGUCUUAGUACAAGAAUAAAUCGUUAAUUACUCUCGAGUAUAUCCAUUUUACGUUUCACCAACAUUUAAACUAAUGAUAAAACCUCUAUACUAGAAUAAGGUCAUAUACCGCCAAUUUCGGUCAUAUAAGCUGCUAAUCUUUGGUUAGAAGUGUCACUGUCAAGUCAGUUCAUCGCAUUUAAAAAAUGGCGCGCCGUUUGUAUGCAUUAAUAAAUGAAACCGAUAGCGAAGAUGAUGAUUAUUUUUGUCCUCGUCCACGGUGGUUUAAGGAAAGGGCUAAUUAUUUUGAAGAGUACGACGAACACGAUUUUGUGAUAAGAUUUCGCUUAUCCAAGGAGGCAACAUUAAGUUUACUGGCAAAAAUCGAGCACCGCUUGGAGUAUACAUCAGAUAGAAAUAAGCCAAUAUCGCCUGUCAAUCAAUUAUUAGCUACAUUAAGAUUUUACGCAACAAAUAAUACCCAAAUGAGCAUUGGUGACUUUGUCGGUAUCAGUACACCAACGUCACACAGAGUUAUUCACCAAGUCAGUGCAGCAAUAGCAUCGUUGCACAAAGAGUAUAUCCGAUUUCCAACAACACGCGAGGAAAUACGAAAAGAACAGGAUUCAUUCUUUCAAAUCGCUAGAUUUCCGCGAGUCAUUGGUGCAAUGGAUUGUACUCAUGUCCGUAUAUCCUCACCAGGUGGAGAUCAUGCAGAACUAUAUCGCAACAGAAAGGGCUACUUUUCCAUCAACGUGCAAACUAUUUGCAAUGCAAACUUGGAGAUCACUGAUAUAGUAGCCCGGUGGCCAGGUUCAUCUCACGACAGCACUAUAUUCAAUAAUAGUUGCAUAAAAAGUAAGUUUGAAACUGGCCAGUAUGGCAAUGCUUUGCUGUUAGUAGAUGGUGGGUAUGCUUCCACUUCGUACAUGAUGACGCCUUUAGAGAACCCUAGGACUCCAGUGGAACAACUCUAUAACGAGUCACAAAUACGGACUCGUAAUCCUGUUGAAAGGUCAUACGGGAUCUGGAAGAAACGGUUUCCUGCAUUGGCCUUAGGGCUUCGCACUAAGCUGGACAAGUCUUUGACUAUUAUUGUAGCCACUGCCGUGUUGCAUAAUAUGUUGAUGCAACGAGGUGAAGUCAAUCCCAUUGAUGAUCCCGCACUACAACUUCCAGCUCCAUGGGAUGAACUUUUACACCAUGGUCAGAUAACUCAGCAACCACAACAUCCACAACAAUACAUCAGGCCCAAUUCAGUGCGAGAUGCUAUCAUUAAUAAUUAUUUUCAAAGUAUAUUGUAACCAAUAAAACAAAUUUUAUAAGCAAUAAAUAUUUAUUUGCGUUUUUUUGUCUCAACUCUAAAAGUAGCAACCUAGUUUUAAUUUUUUCUUGUUUUAAAAUUUCUUGUUGUAUAUCCAUUUGGAUUUCAAACAAUUUUUUAGCUUCUUCUCUCUCAUUAGCUGCAUGCUCGAUUUGGACAUUAAUAGCCUUCCCCUUCAACUCCUGCAAGUUUUCAAGAGAGGCUCUCGUAAGUUGCGGCCGCCUUUUCGACAUCCAUUCAAGUCGUUUUCCUGAAUAAGGCCUUUUUUUGCCUGAAGGUUUCAAUUGUUCUGAAACAGGCGUUUUUAGACAGUUUGGAGUGUAAUCGCCCCAAUCCUAAAAAA